UCAACCUCUCAGAAAGUCGACGGAGUAUACCCCGACCCUGGUAUUUACCGAAUAGAAUUUGAGUUGCAAAGAGGCAAGAGACAAGCAGGAGACAAGAGCCUAGCUUCAACUAGAGCGGCUUCGUUUCUGCAACCCGCAAAGUAUGUCGAGGUGCCGAAGCGACUUGGCCUGGCACACCUACCCAUUGCAGAGGAUUACCGGGGCUGUUGGGUCGUCCGCUCGCCUGUCUGACUUGCAGCGGAGGAGGAGCAGUGUCCCUACCUAGGAGAAGGGGCAAGGAGGGACCCAUUCGUCGACGACCCCGGGACCCGGGGCUAUGUACUGCGUGCAGCCAUGCUAAACGGGACCAGAGACUUCCUACUUUAGCGGCCGCUGCAUCCUGGCCAGGAUUUGGGACGACUAGGCUGGCGUUGGUAUCUCGGAUCCGGACGGACGACAGUGGGUUCCAAGAGACACGGAGACUCCGCCGACUCUAUGUCGCAGUUGCCAGGAAAGGGACAGAUUGGGUUGAUCAUUGACGUGGGCAACCAAGAGAUCGAAGAGUUUGGACACCAUGGAAAUUCGGUGGGGGCUUUGGAGAAAACCGAAUAUUGCCCAUGUCUCCAGUGCUGUCCAAUCGAUAGUUUGGCGGCCUCUCUCCUUCAGCAGCAGGAAACGGAGCACAGUCUCUCUGAGUCUCUCCUAGUCCAGCUGGCCGACACCUGGAUACCCUCUCGAUUCUGUUCGGCACCUUUACGGCCGUGGAUAUCAGGCGUUUACGAGGCGCCGUGGCUGGCACUUACAUCAACACUUGACGAGACCAUCGAGAUCCCCGCGCGCAGGCUUUUUGUUGUCUUCUGCAGGUUUUACCCGGCAAAAGAGGGGAGAGGGAGUCGAGGAGGAUCUGCAACGCAACUAGGGAGGGAGCGAACGCGAAAAAGGGGACCUUGCAUCUGCCCAGAAUUUGAUGCGUGCUUUUUUUGUGCGCUUCCCGCUUCCCUGGUGUUUCUCGCCUGAGUGGAUUCUGUUCCAACGUAUUAUGGCCCGCCUCGAAUGUGGCUCGACAGCGUUGCUCUUCUGACUGUCCUUGGUCCGUCAUGGGACGCCGGCCGGC
Messenger RNA from Colletotrichum phormii, 1093 nucleotides. RefSeq lists its product as uncharacterized. The transcript has a single exon. The coding region runs from base 475 to 996 and encodes 173 amino acids. The record is from RefSeq and is a predicted model, not a curated record. Lineage: Eukaryota; Fungi; Ascomycota; Sordariomycetes; Glomerellales; Glomerellaceae.